Dentiscutata heterogama is the source of this 509-nucleotide messenger RNA. Lineage: Eukaryota; Fungi; Glomeromycota; Glomeromycetes; Diversisporales; Gigasporaceae. The record is from the annotation of a GenBank genome assembly.
AUGUCUUUGGAACAAUCUGACAGCCCGGUUGAUUCCCAGAAUUUUGAUGAAAUCGAUUACAAUAAUGAAUCUUUUGAACAAGAACAUACUGAUACACUUCGUAUUAUGGAUAAUCAAUAUGUGUUUAUUGUACUUCCGAGUAGUAAUAUUAAGGUGGUUAAACUACAAAAGGAUACAACUGUAUCAUUGGGAAAAUUUGGUACUUUCCAUACGAAUGAUAUAAUAGGGAAGCCUUUUGGUCAUUCUUACGAAAUUUAUGACCGUGAUAAAAUAAAAGUCAUUAGAAACGUUGCAUUUUAUGAAGUUGAUUUAGAUGAUUCUGGUGCAAAUAAUCAAAAAACAAUUGAUGAUCCGUCUAAACAGAAGUUAUCCUACCAAGAUAUCGAACAAUUGAAAAAAGAUGGAAUGGAAGGACAGGAUAUUAUCAAGAAAGUAAUCGAAAGUCACUCAUCAUUUGAUAAAAAAACUGAGUACUCUAAAGCGAAAUAUAUUAAACGAAAAGAAGCAAA